Molecule: messenger RNA, 4786 nt
Organism: Sabethes cyaneus
Lineage: Eukaryota; Metazoa; Arthropoda; Insecta; Diptera; Culicidae
Gene: PNUTS
Product: dentin sialophosphoprotein
Exons: 6
Coding region: 603-4406 (1267 amino acids)
Source: RefSeq, a predicted model, not a curated record
ACGUGUUUUCGGCUGUGCUCCUUUGAAGUAGAUUUUACCUACAGGCUGUAGCUUGAACAUUUUUCUUUAGGCCACCAUUUUGCCUAUUCAGCCUUGCGUUAUUAUUCAGAUAUUUGAAGUGAUUCUGGCUUCCCAGAGAUUUGCCAGAUUAUUAAUCGUUGCAAUUCGCGUGUAUUCCGUGGUUUUCCUGUAGAUUUUGCGCUAGUCCACGUCAUCCGCAGAUUUUAGUUGGUCAUCGCAGGAAUUUUCGCCAUUAGUCGCCGUCGCCAUCUUUGAAAAGGGCUAGCGAGAAGUACGGCGCACAUCGGUCAAUCGCGUGGCAGCAAAGUUACUGUAGAUACUGGAAUCUUCGCAUUAUCGGAUAAUCGAUACACGAGAAGCGAAUUAAAGUAAAGUCAGUUAAAAGAGAACAAUUAAAGAGGAUUUCGAUCUCCAUUAUACCGGCGUUAAGCUAAAGAAUGGAAAAGCUCUAGUGGCAGUGGCAGCUGUCGAUAAAACAGUGCACCGAGUUUAAGUUGAAAUCAACAGCAAAAAGUUGAAAGCUGAUAGAAUCGAUAAAGCAGUUUGAAGUUCACAUCUGAGAUUCUGUUGUGUCGAUCAAAAUGCCGCGGAUUGACCCGUUAAAGUUGCUGGUAUGCCUCAGUGUUUUACUGGCUCCCAAUGGCGGCAUUCGUAGUGCGAAUGAAGUAAAACGCCUUGCAAAUUUGAUGGCGAAAUUUUCCAAGAAACUUGUAUCUAAAUGCAUUUAUAUACAAAUAUUAAAAUGCACUGAGACUGAACUACUCGGGCAGUUUAUGGCCGCUGGUGGUUGGUCACUGGUGCACAUGUGGUUGGCCGAUGGUAUUACCACCAAGAAUUGGCCUUUGAUACAGGAGCUGCUUGAAUUAUUGCUGUGCUGUCCGGUGGAUGUUGAACGACUUAAGAGCAAUACAGCACCUAAGCUGGUCAAGUCAUUGUCCAAGGACAGCAGUCACGAGGGAGUUCGUCUGCUUGCUUCCAAGCUUGUGGAGCAGUGGCUCAAGAUCGCUCGAAGUGACAUCCGAUCCGGUUCACUGGUACCAUCCUCGUCAGGAGCUCAACAAACCGCGCAGGCAGACGGAAAACAAAACGCCUCUAGCAGUGGCCCGGACGUUGCAGGUCAGGAAGAUUUAAUCGAGGAAGGACAUGAAGAUGAUGUCGAUGGAAGUGUUGUAGAAGAGGAGUGUGACGUUCCAGAUGCUAUUCCGAUCGACGAGCAGCAGCAACAGGGUGAGCAGAACGGUGCCAGUGGAGAAGUAGACACGGAUGAUUCUGAAGAGAAUGUGGAAGAAACUAAGAAAGCCUUCAAUUCGGCCGUUGCUGAGAGUAACGCUAAGAAAGCUCCAUUACUGUUUAAGAUUACGGUAAAAAAUGGUAAGCAAGUACUGGCAAAGGUGGAGUCUCCUAGCAAGAAGAAUUCAUCGUUGGUGGCUGAUAAUGAAGGUGAUAAAACUAAAACCGAUGAGGAAGUGAAUGAAAAUGGUGCAAAAGAUGGUGCAAGUGAAGAGGUUAAUUCUGAAGAGAAACCAACAGGGGUAGAAGAAACUGAUUCUAAGGAAUCAAUCGAUAAAAACGAUGAAAACAAGACAAAAGACGAGAAAAAAGAGAAGAGCGAGUCUGAUAAAAAGGAUCGAAGAAAAAGCGAUGAGAAAGAUCGUAGUAAAGAUAAAGAGCGAAGCUCUUCGAAAGAUAAAGAUAAGCAUAGGGAGAAGGAUAAGGACCGGAAAUCUAGUAGUAGCAGCAGCAAUCAUAAAUCUUCGUCAUCUAAAUCAUCGUCAUCGAAGCAUAAUAGUAGCACGAGUAGCAGCAGUGGUAAAAGCAAAUCAAGCUCAAGCUCCAGUAGUAAAAGUUCUAGUAGCAGCUCAAGCUCGAAAGACAAAGACAAGGAUCGUCACAACAGUAGCACAAGUAGCAAUAGCAGCAGCAAGAGUAAACACCAUCAUAAGAGCUCAUCUUCAUCAUCUUCGUCCAAGUCCUCUAGCAGCAGUUCCAAAAGUGGAAGCUCGAGUGAAAAACAUCGUGAUCCCAAAGACAAAUCCAGUCACUCGAGCAAAGAUAAAGAUAAAGAAUCAACUCCGAAAGCAACAUCUCCAUCUUCGGCAAAAUUGCCCAAAAUACCCAGAAAACUUCGGGAAGAUGAUGGAGACAAGAGUGAUUCCUCAUUGAACAACAAAUCAUCUCCAGUCAGCAGCAAAAAAGCCUCGAUUUCGAUUGAAGUGCGUAAUGCUGAGAAUCGUCCGAAGACUGUAAAAACCUACAAUUCCCAGUUCCGCUCGCAUGGUCUGAUUGAGGAAGCUCCUCCGCCACCGUCGCGCAAGGGCCUGAAGAAACCAGCAUCAGUAUCCAGCCCGUCAGCGGUAAUCGGAUCUACGGCUACGGGAACCAUCGGCGGCAGUAAACGAAGUUCACCGCCUCCCUCAUCCAAAGAUGUCCCACCAGAGAAGAAAGCCCGCGAAGAUCCCGUAGAACGACCAGGAGCAAUUAAGCUUAUUCCUCCGAAACGGCAACACUCGCUCGUUGAAUCGGACAUGUUUAUGGAUGCUCUCUCGGCAACGCUCAAAAAGGACGUGAAGAAACGCAAGCGAAAGCUCAGUGCAUCCGAGAGCAGCAAGACCGCCGCCACGGACAAGUCCGGUGCCAAUCCAGCGACGGCAACGACGGCCGAAAAAGCCUCCAAUGCUACCGCCGCUUCACCAGACAAGAUCGCUCCCGCUUCACCACCACCAACCAGUCCGGUGACGGAAAAACAAGCCCCCUCAACACCAACUGGCAAGCCCGUCCAAUCAAAUUCCUCCGAUACGACUGCACCAGAUACCACCACCAGCAACGGUUCGGAGCCUGCGUCGUCACCCGCCAAGGUAGUUGCAGCGCCGAUGUCAUUUUACCGUGAUACUUUGGCAGAUUCGGAAGAAAAUGCCGAAGACAAAAAAGAAUCCACCGAAGGGGACGAGAAACCGUCCGACAUCUCAUCCAUGGAUGUUGAUGUUAAAUCUGAGGAAACAAGCGGCACUUCAGCCGAACAAGCUGAGGACGACGAUGAUGAGGAUCUGAUUAAAAAACCAAAACGGGUCAAAUCAGAGUUGAACAAUGACGAUGAGGAUGCUGAUGAUAAGCUGAUCAAUGCGGUUGAUCACGACCUUGAGAAGAAAAUGGCUCAAGCCGAAGGAGCGAGCCUGGAAACCCAGGACAGUAAGAAGCCUCCCGGUCCGGGUUGUGGCCCCGAUGGACCUCCUGGAGUGCUGGUAAUCCAUCGCCGUAAAGGACCCAAAAAACAGCUCAAAUGGAAAGCACAAGAAGAGCUGGAGGAAAUUCGUUACUUCGAGUUGGAUAUUACCGAGCGGUGUAAUGUGACGAAGACCUUUACUGAUUUGAAACAUCUAGAACGGGUGGACGAACGUGAAAAGUACAUGCUAGCACGCAAAAUACAUACGGAUGACGUGAUGAUUGAGCGAACACCUUGGAUACCGUUAAUAACGGUUGAUAACGUUCCACCUCAUCCAGAUGGUGUCAACAGUCAAGAAAGACGUAUUCAACGGGACCGCGAACGUAACGUUCUUCAAGCUCUGUAUUUCAACCGUCACAUGAUUCCCGACUCACCAGGUGAACCGGAUGUGGAGGUGUAUUCGGUUUCCACUCCAGCGCAUAUCCCACUGGAAGAUGUGACCGGAAACCCCGACUCUGUAAAUGACUUCACCACAAUGCCUUGGCCUGAACCAAAGUCGACUCCACCCCACGAAUCGGCCGGUUUCAAUUCACCUUUCUUCACUGGUACCAACAACGAUUUUCCACCGUUUGGUGGACCUGGAAACUGGGACAUUCCUGGAGCUAAUCCAAGCCCCAUGCCGGGAAUGCUUCCACCGGGCAGGAUACCUCCGGGAAUAAGUCCCAUGCCGGUCGGAGCCCAUAACAGCAAUCCAAUGGGCGGGCCCAAUAUGAUGCGACAAAUGAGCGUGCCACCCAGUAUGCCUCCCAAUGGACCACCCAAUAUGCCACCAGCAGGUCUUCCACAUCCAAACAUGUUCCCAAACAAUCCCAACAUGUUCCCGAACAAUAGAGGACCACCGCCCAUGCAACACAUGAAUGACAUGGAGGACGAUAAUUUCCGAGGUGGACCUCCGCCACCUCCCAGCUGGUUUAAUAAUGGGAAUAACCGAGGCCCACCAGGAAACUUCCACCACAAUCAUAAUCGUGGUGGUGGAGGAGACGGUGGCCGCGAUGGUGGACGAGGUGGUUUUGGUGGUGGUGGUGGUCGAUCCAAUCAAGGCAGUUGGAUGAAUAACAAUCGAGACAAUGACCGGGGAGGACCACGCAACAGUAACUAUCGGCCGCCUUGGCUGCAAAAUCGUGGCAGUCACAACAACCACCGAGGCGGUGGAAGGAAGUGGUAAAGAAUUAUCCUUACCACGUAGGCUGUAUUCUCUUUUUGUACAGUGUCGCAUGGCUGAGCCUGGUGAUAAUAGUGAAGUAAAAGCAUUAUUCGGCUUGUUGUAGAGCGGAAGAGUAGGUUAGAAUUUAGUUUCUAAGUCGUCAACCGGUUUUCUAUGGGUUUGAAGCUGAUUGAGUACCGCAUAAAACAGCAUUUACGACUAAGAUUGAAAGAGCUGAACGACCUUGGGGUACAAAUUAGCUUGUAAAUUGUAUUAAUUUCUGGUUUUAAAUACUUAUUUAUCUAAGUCAAAGUUUUGCUGAACAAUAAAGGGCUUAUCGUGAGGGGGCUCACAUGUAGAUAGCUACAGUUAGUAUACUGCUUUGUUGUACCAUUUUUGUU